Messenger RNA from Cryptomeria japonica (Japanese cedar), 666 nucleotides. RefSeq names its product putative leucine-rich repeat receptor-like serine/threonine-protein kinase At2g24130. The transcript has 2 exons. Gene Ontology annotation, biological process: protein phosphorylation. The record is from RefSeq and is a predicted model, not a curated record. NCBI's taxonomy places the organism in Eukaryota, Viridiplantae, Streptophyta, Pinopsida, Cupressales, Cupressaceae. Gene Ontology annotation, molecular function: protein kinase activity; ATP binding. Bases 1 to 666 code for a protein of 221 amino acids.
AUGGAGAUAGCACAAGGAAUGGCAUAUCUUCACCAUUAUUGCUUUGUUCAAGUGAUUCACUGUGACCUCAAGCCCAACAAUGUGUUAUUAGGAGAUGACAUGACUUCAUACAUAGCAGAUUUUGGCCUUUCCAAUCUUAUUUUUGGAAAUUCUAUGGAUCCUUUGACUUCUACAGAUGCACUUAAAGGAUCCGUUGACUACAUUGUACCAGAGUAUGGAAGAGGUGGAAAGCUAUCUACAAAAGGAGAUGUAUAUAGUUAUGGAAUUUUAAUUUUAGAGUUGUUGACAAGGAAAAGACCAAUAGAUGACAUGUUCACAGAAGGAAUCAAUCUACAAAAAUGGAUACAAAUGCAUUUUCCAGAUAGAAUAUCAGAGGUGGUGGAUAAUUACUUGCUUAUAGAUGCUCAUGAACUAGAGACAUCAACAACAAUGGAAUGCCUUACUCAAUUUAUACAAAUUGGGUUGUUUUGCACAAGGGAGUCACCUCAAGAACGCCCAAAUAUGAAUGAGAUAGUUGAUAGAAUAAAUACAAUCAGAGGUGCAUUUCUUGGUACCCCUGAAGCUCUUCAAUUACCAAUAGAUAUCUCACCUUUUAUUAAUAAUGAAAAAGAUAUACAUACGACUAGAUCGGGAAAUAGAGGAAGUCGGUCUACAUCUACAUCCUAA